AUGGCGGCCGGAACAGACCUGGACAAGAUCGAAGCGGGGCGUACAGUUUUACGCAAUGAUGAUCAACCACAUGAUAUCCUGAAAGGAGACAUGGACAACGUUCCUGAGAACUUCUCCGAGAUCCAAGAGAUGAAGCAAGGUCUCCAUACUCGCCAUGUCUCCAUGAUCGCGCUCUGUGGUGCAAUCGGCACUGGUCUCUUCCUCGCAUCUGGCCGGACUCUCGCAAAGUCAGGUCCCCUUGGUGCUCUUCUCGCCUAUCUCAUCGUAGGCAUAGCAGGCUGCUGCGUCACCCUCGAUGUCGGGGAGAUGGGUGCCCUGGUCCCUUUGAGCGGUGGGAUCGUCCGGUAUUCCGAGAUCUUUGUCGAGCCGGCUCUUUCCUUUGCCAAUGGCUGGAAUCUGGUGCUCAAGGGACUUAUCGUCAUACCAGCCGAGAUCACGGCCACUGCAGUGUUGAUGAAGUUCUGGCUGGACAUUAGUAGUGCUGCUUGGAUUACCCUGUUCGGGGGUCUGACUAUAAUUACUUCGUCCCUCCUCGUGCGAGUCUACGGCGAGCUUGAGUUCGUUUUUGGUUUGCUCAAAAUUCUUUUGAUUCUUGUUAUCGAUAUCAUGGCUAUUGUCAUCACGUCCGGUGGCGGACCGGAUGGCCAGGUAAUCGGAUUCAAGUACUGGGGGAGUCCAGGUCCAUUUGUUCAAUACCUUGGGGUCCAGGGGAGCCUAGGCCAAUUUCUCGGAUUCUGGAGCGCUUGUUCCACGGUUAUCUUUGCCUACUCCGGCAUCGAGACAAUCUCUCUCACGGCGGCCGAGACUAGGAACCCACGUGUGGCUAUUCCCCGGGCAGCAAAGAGGGUCUUCUGGAGAGUUCUGAUCUUUUAUGUCAUUACCAUCUUUAUGGUUGGCAUGAUUGUCCCUUCAGACAACCCCCAGUUGUUGGGUAAGAAGACGACGGCCUCAUCGCCGUUUGUCAUCGCCGCUACCCUGGCUGGGAUCGGAGGCAUCCCUCAUUUCAUCAAUGCGAUCGUUAUCACUUCAGCCUGGUCUAGCGGCAACUCCAUGAUGCUGCAUUACACGCGCUAUCUGUACGGUAUGGCAAAGAAGGGCCACGCCCCCCGCCUUUUUACACGACUCAAUAGAUUCAGAGUUCCCUGGAUCAAUACUCUGUUCUUUGGCUCCUUCAUAGGGCUGGCAUACAUGUCUACCUCGGCGGGUGCCGCUACCAUCUUUACUUGGCUCCAGGACCUCGCUUCUGUGGCUAUUACGAUUAACUGGAUUGUGAUUCUAAUCACAUACUUGCGAUUCUACUACGGUUGUAAGGCGCAGGGUAUCAAUCGCCACGAAGAAUUGCCUUACGCCUCGCCUUUCCAACCAUACUUCUCCUGGGCUGCUCUGACCUUCUUUUCCCUCUUAUUGCUUACUGGAGGCUUCUCUACCUUCAUGACCGAUAAUUGGGAUACCCAUACAUUUGUUUCAUCUUAUGUUAAUAUACCCAUCAUCAUUAUUAUCUAUACUGGAUACAAGGUUCUGGGAUCCUCAAAGAUCAUUCCGUUGGCAGAGAUACCCAUUCGUCCAUUCAUUCAGGUCUACAGGUCCGAGCCCCUUAUUGAGGAGAAGCCAAAGACGGGUUUUCAAAAACUCAACAUCUUGUGGUCCUAG
This is a messenger RNA of Clonostachys solani, 1650 nucleotides long. NCBI's taxonomy places the organism in Eukaryota, Fungi, Ascomycota, Sordariomycetes, Hypocreales, Bionectriaceae. The record is from the annotation of a GenBank genome assembly.